CAAGAGGAGGUCUGGGAUCAGGUCUUGUGUGAGGCGGAGUCAGCUCACAGUCUGGAGAUCUGGUCUCAGUGCUUUUACCCAGAGGGACCCAGUUCAGACCAGCACCGUGUAGACCAGAUCUCCGUCAGACCACCAUGACGUCUUCCAUCCUCUUUCUGACGAUCCUUUUAGCGGUCCCGGUGCUCUCGGUCCGGGUCUCGGCAGGUCCAGGCUGCGGACCGUGUGACCCGACUCAGUGCGCGUCUCUCCCGGAGGAGGGCUGCCCCGCCGGCUCUCUGCUGGACUCCUGCGGCUGCUGCUCCGCGUGCGCCGCUCCGGAGGGGCAGAUGUGCGGCGGCCGCCGCGCGGCAGCGCGCCGCUGCGGCCCCGGUCUGGAGUGCGUCAGGAGCGACGAGGACAAGAAGAACAAGAUGGGGGUCUGCGUCUGUAAGAGCAACUACGAGGUCUGCGGCUCCGACGGGCUCACCUACAGGAGCGGCUGCGCGCUGAAGAGCGCCAGCCUGGCAGCCGAGAAGGAGGGCAAAGGAGCCCUCAGCGUGCAGAACAAGGGCCGCUGUGCCACAGCUCCGGUCAUCGUCACUGCUCCAGGUGAGGUCUACAACGUGAGCGGCUCUCAGGUGUACCUGAGCUGUGAAGCGGUGGGGGUGCCAACACCUGUCCUCACCUGGAAGAAGGUUCUCAGUGGGAAGAAGAGGAUGGAGCUUCUUCCUGGAGACAGAGACAACCUGGCGAUUCAAACCAGAGGAGGACCAGAGAAACAUGAAGUGACCGGCUGGGUGCUGAUCUCUCCUCUGACCAAAGAAGAAGAAGGAUCAUACGAGUGUCACGCCACCAACUCUAAAGGAGAAGCCUCAGCUGUCGGAGCCAUUUACCUGGUUGAGUCCAGCGAUGACAUCGUCAAGAAAGUGACGAAGGAAGAUGAGCUGUGAUCAGCUGAUCACGGAUCAGUGAAGAUGAUUUCCACAGGAAACUGUUUUUAUAAAGUUCCAGUGAAAUUAUAAGAUUCUUGCUCUUCAUGUAUUUUUAAAUAAGAAAACAGCUUUAAUUCUAAUUGUAAGUGUACAUGUAGCUUAGUUUUGCUCAGUUUGAUGCUUUAGUUUCAGUCACCAAAGUGAUACACAAGAGACGUAACAAUCUUUUCUUUCUACAUUCAUAGUUUUAGUUUAACUCUUUUGUAUUUUAGCAUUUAUUUUCUUUUUCUAAUCAAUCAGUUUUUUUAUUAUGACGUUAAUCUGAUCACAGAUAUUAACUGUAGGAGACAAGAGAACAUUACUGAUGUAUUACUAGUGCAAAUAAAAUCUGUUGCAUGCAGAUGGUCAUCUGUAGAGAUGUUCUCAGAUCAGUUCAUAAAAAAGUAGAAAUGAUUUCUUCAGUUUGUUGAUGGAAACUGAAAUUAUGUUUUAGUAUUUCUCUGUAUAAAAUAAAACGUCUUUAACUCUA
This is a messenger RNA of Cyclopterus lumpus (lumpfish), 1440 nucleotides long. It is a transcript of the gene igfbp7, whose product is annotated as insulin-like growth factor binding protein 7. Gene Ontology annotation, molecular function: insulin-like growth factor binding. Gene Ontology annotation, biological process: regulation of signal transduction; regulation of cell growth. The record is from RefSeq and is a predicted model, not a curated record. Gene Ontology annotation, cellular component: extracellular region. NCBI's taxonomy places the organism in Eukaryota, Metazoa, Chordata, Actinopteri, Perciformes, Cyclopteridae. Bases 135 to 929 code for a protein of 264 amino acids. The transcript has 5 exons.